This is a messenger RNA of Arabidopsis lyrata subsp. lyrata, 571 nucleotides long. RefSeq names its product glycine-rich RNA-binding protein 4, mitochondrial. The transcript is spliced from 4 exons. Gene Ontology annotation, molecular function: RNA binding. Bases 43 to 384 code for a protein of 113 amino acids. Lineage: Eukaryota; Viridiplantae; Streptophyta; Magnoliopsida; Brassicales; Brassicaceae. The record is from RefSeq and is a predicted model, not a curated record.
AUUCACUAUUCCAAAUUUAUCGUUGGUGAAGCAAAAUCUAAAAUGUUCUUAUCUCUCUUUGUUCGUCGUAAUUCCUUAACAUCCUCAUUACGAUAUUUAACAAUUCGAGAAUCUUGUUCUAAAUUAUUCGUCGGAGGGCUAUCUUAUGACACCAAUGAACCUGUUUUGAAGAAUGAGUUUGAAAAGUACGGUGAAGUUAUUGAAGUGAAAGUAAUAUGCGAUCACAAGAGCGGGAAAUCAAAAGGUUAUGGCUUUGUGUUAUUUGAUUCAGAAGAAGCAGCUGCAAGUGCUUUAGCUUCCAUGAACAAUCAGUUACUAGAAGGAAGAAACAUCAGAGUCGAAUAUGCUCAGCCGAAAAGUGGUUUAUAUCAGAAUCAGAAAUGAUUCUCAAUUUCUCAACUCAAAUUGAAACUUCAGAUCUCGCAGGAAAUGCAUUUACUCUUUAGAAUUGUGACAUUGUAGAACUGUAGAAUGAUUUGGUGAAGAGUCUUUAGUUGUUGUGUAAGGACAGUGUAUGUGUCCUCUUCAAGCCUUGUUACUUUUUCAUAAUUGUUAUUGGUGCUUCUACUUC